Pteropus alecto (black flying fox) is the source of this 1503-nucleotide messenger RNA. RefSeq names its product ATP/GTP binding protein like 4 (gene AGBL4). Gene Ontology annotation, molecular function: metallocarboxypeptidase activity; zinc ion binding. The record is from RefSeq and is a predicted model, not a curated record. Lineage: Eukaryota; Metazoa; Chordata; Mammalia; Chiroptera; Pteropodidae. The transcript has 13 exons. Gene Ontology annotation, biological process: proteolysis.
AUGCAGGCCAAGGUCAUCCACUACCUGUGCAGUGAUGUGGGAAAUGACGAUGCCAUCGGAGGGAACGUGAGCAAAUAUAUGGUGUUUCCAAGUGGAUACUGUGGACAGCCCAAGAAAGGACAUCUUAUAUUUGAUGCUUGCUUUGAAAGUGGUAACCUUGGACGGGUGGACCAGGUCUCUGAGUUUGAGUAUGAUUUGUUUAUUAGGCCGGAUACCUGUAAUCCACGCUUCCGAGUCUGGUUCAACUUUACUGUUGAAAACGUGAAAGAAUCACAGGUGAGGGAAAUAGUGGAAAUCUUCAGUGUGGUUUUGAGAGUCAUUUUCAACAUUGUUAACUUCAGCAAAACCAAGAGUCUUUAUAGAGAUGGGAUGGCCCCUAUGGUGAAAUCUACCAGCAGACCAAAAUGGCAAAGGCUGCCACCUAAAAAUGUUUAUUACUACCGCUGCCCGGACCAUAGGAAGAAUUAUGUGAUGUCUUUUGCAUUUUGUUUUGACCGAGAAGAAGAUAUUUACCAGUUUGCUUACUGCUACCCAUAUACAUAUACCCGCUUUCAGCAUUACCUUGACAGCCUUCAAAAGAGAAACAUGGAUUAUUUCUUUCGGGAGCAGCUGGGUCAGAGCGUGCAACAGCGGCAGCUUGAUCUCCUGACAAUAACCAGCCCCGAUAAUCUUCGGGAAGGGGCAGAGCAGAAGGUGGUAUUCAUCACUGGACGAGUUCACCCAGGGGAAACACCCUCUUCAUUUGUGUGCCAAGGGAUCAUUGACUUCCUCAUAAGCCAGCACCCGAUUGCCCGUGCCCUACGGGAACACCUGGUCUUCAAGAUCGCUCCAAUGCUCAACCCUGAUGGAGUCUACCUGGGCAAUUACAGGUGCUCUCUGAUGGGAUUUGACCUGAACCGUCACUGGCUGGAUCCUUCUCCAUGGGCCCACCCUACCUUGCAUGGGGUGAAACAACUCAUCAUCCAGAUGUACAACGACCCAAAAACAAGCCUGGAGUUUUACAUUGAUAUCCACGCCCACUCCACCAUGAUGAAUGGCUUCAUGUAUGGCAACGUCUUUGAGGAUGAGGGACGGUUCCAGAGGCAGGCCAUUUUCCCCCAGCCUCUGUAGGACUUCUCCUACUCCAGCACAUCCUUCAACCGGGAUGCUGUGAAAGCAGGCACUGGCCGUCGUUUCCUCGGUGGGCUCCUGGACCACACUUCUUAUUGCUACACCCUAGAAGUCUCCUUCUACAGCUACAUCAUUGGGGGCAGCACGGCUGCUGUGCCCUACACCGAGGAAGCCUAUAUGAAGCUGGGGCGGAACGUGGCAAGAACGUUUUUGGAUUAUUAUCGGCUGAAUCCCAUGGUGGAGAGAGUGGCAAUUCCCAUGCCGAGACUGCGGAAUGAAAAACCCCCUCCCUACAAGUACCCACUCCUGAGGGGCCCGGCCAGCAACUACCCCAACGGCAAAAGGGACAAGAAGAGCUCAGUGAACCACAAAGACCCUUCAAACUCUUUUUAA